Lolium perenne is the source of this 795-nucleotide messenger RNA. Lineage: Eukaryota; Viridiplantae; Streptophyta; Magnoliopsida; Poales; Poaceae. The record is from RefSeq and is a predicted model, not a curated record.
AUGACCCUCUCCCACGACGAGGCUGCCAAGGCCCUCAAGGAGCAGGCGGACGCAGACGCUGCCAAGAACAAGAUGGCCCUCGCCACCGCCAACAGAUCGACCUCACGGGCGUUCUCUCUGACCUCCCUGCAUGCCCAAGCCGUCGGCCUGCAAUCCAUCAAGGGGCACGUCCCCGUCGAGCUCGCGCUUGACACUGGCGUUCACCGCCAGUGGCGCACCUUCUUACGCAUCAUUGUCCGCAAGUACGCCCUCCUUGAUCACCUCGACAACGCCGCCCCCGAGGUGACAUCGCCGGAGUGGUCUCUCCUGGAUGCCACGGUCUUCUCUUGGCUCUAUGGGUCUGUCUCCAUCAGCAUCCUCGACGCCAUCAUGACACCGGGCGAUGACCCCCUCGCUAUCGAUAUCUGGAACGGCAUCAACAGUCUCUUCAACGAUCACAAGAUCAACCGCCAGCUUCACCUCAUGGCCGAGCUUGGCGAUGUCAGCAUGGGCGAGCUCAGCAUGACCGACUAUCUGAAGAAGGUCAAGUCUCUCUUUGAUGAGCUAUCCGAUCUUGGUUCCCCCGUCAAAGAGGCCGAUAUGGUGAUCCACUUCCUCAACGGUCUCUCCGAGCAGUACGACUCCGCCGCCAAUCUGAUCUUGCUCAUGCCAGGGAUCACGCUCGCGCAGUGCUGCUCUCUCUUGGAACUUCAGGACAUGAAGCGCAAGAACCGCGGCGGCCCUCUUCACCAGCCCCGGCGCACCUGUCAGGGGCACCGGGAAGGGCAAGAAAAAGAAGAACAUUGCUGCCAUUGA